Molecule: messenger RNA, 1302 nt
Organism: Polychytrium aggregatum
Lineage: Eukaryota; Fungi; Chytridiomycota; Chytridiomycetes; Polychytriales
Exons: 4
Coding region: 1-972 (323 amino acids)
Cellular component (GO): Golgi apparatus
Molecular function (GO): nucleotide-sugar transmembrane transporter activity; antiporter activity
Source: RefSeq, a predicted model, not a curated record
AUGCUUUCCCACACCGUGCGCAUUGUUGUGCUGAUACUGCUCUGUGUGGCGAGCUCCAUUCCGCUGAGCCUGUUCUUUGGCUGGGUUCUGGCGCUGGCGCUGCUCGUAUGCAAGCGCAAGCCCAUCCCCAGUGUGCCCUGGGUGGACUCGCUCUUGAUUGGCUCCACCCACGUUCUUGGAGUGCUCCUGAUGAACAAGGCGCGGCCAAUGGUCGCCGACGGCAUCUAUCAGAUCUUCAAGCUCGCCAUCCUCGGAGUUGUGAUUCUGCUCCAGUACGGCUUCUUUGGAGUCUCGGUCAGCACCAAGGCGCUGGUGCCGCUGGUGGCCGUUACUGCCGGCGUGGCCAUGAUCACGGUCGACGACACCACGAGCGAAGGCAACGGCGUGAACUAUGGUGUCGCUGCCCUGUGUUUGACGGCUACCGCCCAGGUCCUUCUGUACCGCUUGCCCUCGAUGAAGAAGCUGAGCGCAACCGAGGCGCUGGCGGUAGUGUCGCCGCCAGCCUUUGUGGUGGCCCUUCUGGUCUCGCUCUGGAUGGACAUUUACCCACACUCGACCAACACCGUCCCGGGCAUCCACAACCCAAACUUUCUCGACGAGUUUAACCACGCCUCGCGCUCGAUGCUGUUUCUGUCGUGCGCAUUGGCUCCGUUUGCGAACCUGGCUUCCUUUGGACUGAUCCGAUACUCUGGACCAAUUGCAUACCAAGUCGUCGAGCACUUGCAAACCACCCUGAUAUUUUUCAUCGAAGGGUUCUUGCUCUUCCCGUCGACACAAUGGGGGUCGCUCACCAUCCUCGGGUACACCCUGAGCAUCCUCGGGAUCAUUCAGUACUCGUCCUUGGGCAUAGCAAAGCUCCCGGCCGCCCUGCCUAUCUACAAGUCCGAGCCCAGCAUCCCACAGGCCUGUCUGGAGAUCCUUGUCGUUGGCAACGAGCCAGCCGCCGAGCCUGAGACCAAAAAGUCUCCCUGACGUGGAAUUCUCGCGUGCUUCCCGCCGAAAAGCCAUCAGCCCCUCCGCCCACUGGCUUUCGGUGCCUCGGAGCUCUUUGGCUCUUGUUUGCUCUACUCUUUCUGUUUCUGAUCCACUCUGCUCUGCUCUGGCUUUGUGCUUUGUUUCCGGCCGCACUCGCUUCCCGUCCUUGAUCUUGGAACCCUGUGCGUUUGCAGCCCAAUCUCUCUCAUCCAUCUCCUAGGGGGAGUAACGAUAUCACCACCACCUCCUCCUCCCGUUGCAAAAUACAAAUACAAUCGCUCAGAUCGAGUUCUGACUUGGGCCUGCUGUGUACUCGCCGACCCGUCU